UAAAAAUAAAAAAAAUAUAUAAUUUAAGCAGUAUAAUGAGUACACGUGAGUGGUCAGUGCUUGUUUUAUAAAAUUGGAUGAAAACCGUAAAUUCGUGUAAUAGAAAAGCAUUUUUUGCAACAAGGGAAUGAAGCACCUUAAAUGCACACCACGUACAUGCAAUCUGCAACUAUAAAAAUAUUCAAUUAAAAAUAUCAAUAAGAUUUAAGUAUAAAAAUCUAUAUACAAAAAGUAUUACAAAAGUGCAGUAUCGUAUCUACACUGUUACUGUGCAUUGAUCAUUUCGAAGACGCUGCCGAUAUUGUCAUCAGCAUGGAACGCACAACUUGUUUGAAGCAGUCCAAAGAUGUUGAGUUUCAAGACGUCUUUUACACAGUAACCGACCGUAAAUAUUUUCUUAAAUCUGGUAUCAACCGCUUAAUUUUGGAAGGAGUCAGUGGAAGUUUUCGAAAUGGAGAACUGUCUGCUAUUAUGGGUCCAUCCGGAGCAGGUAAAAGCAGUCUGUUAAACGCGCUAUCAGGAUAUAGAACUUCUGGAGUUGGUGGGCACAUAAAAAUAAAUAGAGCUGAUUCUUGUUAUAUUACACAAGAAGAUCACCAUCAGCUACUUUUAACAGUUGAAGAACUCAUGAAUCUCUCUUGCGACCUUAAAUUAGAAGAUGGAAAAAGAAAGGAAGAAACUAUCACAGAAACACUAGAAAAUCUCAAUUUGAAUCAUCGUCGAAAUGUCACUGCCGACAAACUUAGUGGGGGUGAACGUAAACGUCUGUCCAUAGCUUUAGAAUUAGUGGCUAAUCCUAACAUAUUUUUCCUUGAUGAACCAACAAGUGGUUUGGAUGACGUCACUGCGGCUCAGUGCAUACGUCUUCUUAGCAAAAUGGCGAAGCAAGGACGUACCAUUGUUUGCACUAUACAUCAGCCUUCAGCUACAAUAUUCAAUUAUUUUGACAAAAUUUUUGUACUUGCCAAAGGACAAUGCGUAUAUCAAGGCAGACCUGAUGCUGUUAUACCAUUCUUGCGCCAUAUUGAUCUUGAGUGCCCCAAGUACUACAGUCCUUCCGAUUAUAUAAUUGAACUAUGUGACACAGAAGAUACCAAAGUAAUAACUCAACUUAGUAAUUUAACUGACAACGGUAAACUCAUCUAUGUUCCAGCUCAAAUCAGUGAAAGCACAAUAGAAACUAAUGGGUCUAUAUCUGAUAAUUUAAUUAAAAGCGUUUCUUAUAAUUCCAUAAAACAUUCCAAUCAUUUCCAUCAAGCAAUCACAACAUUUUUUAUCGACGAACCGAAAGUUAGUGGUUUCCACAACUUCAUAAACAAUAGUGUCACCUCGCCUGAUGGCACACUAGUCGGUGGAGUUACAGCACUUUAUGAACAAAUGAAAGCGUUCUCGAAACGCAUACAACAGACCGAAAGACAGGAAAUUUCCAGCUUUAAGCAAUUUUCAGUACUUUUAAGAGUUAUGGUACUGAAGAUAUUGCGCGCCCGCAUUCCACUUAUUAUACAACUAUCCCACCAUGUGAUAGUUGGUUUAUUUUUUGGUUUAAUAUUUUAUAAAUUAGGUAAUAAAGGCGACCGUAUGUUUGAUCAUCUUAAGUUUUGUAUAGCAAUUAUACUGAUGAUUGCCUAUACUCAAGUUAUGGUUCCAAUACUGAGCUUCCCAAGUGAAGUGAAAAUAGUGAAAAAGGAAACAUUUAAUCGUUGGUACACGCUUAUGCCAUAUUAUAUAGCAUUGACUAUUUCCAGAAUACCAUUUCAGGUGAUCUUCAAUGUUGCAUUUUUAUCAAUAACUUAUUGGAUGUCAGGUCUUCCAGACGAAUGGUGGCGGUUUUGUCUUUUUGUUGCAAUUGGGUUGAUGAUUUCAUUUGUUGCGGAAGGCAUGGGACUAGCAAUUGGUGCAACUUUUAGUAUAACAAACGGAAGUGCUGUGGGACCUUUGGUUAUUGCACCUUUCAUGGGACUAGCAGUAUAUGGAUUUGAUUUUGCUGCAAAAAUACCUUAUGCCAUGAACUUACUUAUGAAACUUAGCUAUAUUCGCGUGGGUGUAGUUAGCUUAGUAUUAACAGUUUUUGGUUUUAACCGAGAUGAACUCGAAUGUGAUGAAAUAUAUUGUCACUUCAGUGAUCCCAAAGUUUUGAUCAAAUUUCUGGAUAUCGAAAGAGUAUCAAUGGCUCAACAAUUUGCUUUAUUAUCAUUGCUAAUGAUUUUUUUUAGAACUUUGCUGUACUUAAGUUUACGCAAACGUUGUGGCACAUAA
Teleopsis dalmanni is the source of this 2256-nucleotide messenger RNA. RefSeq names its product ATP-binding cassette sub-family G member 1. The record is from RefSeq and is a predicted model, not a curated record. Gene Ontology annotation, cellular component: plasma membrane. Lineage: Eukaryota; Metazoa; Arthropoda; Insecta; Diptera; Diopsidae. Bases 313 to 2256 code for a protein of 647 amino acids. The transcript is spliced from 9 exons. Gene Ontology annotation, molecular function: ABC-type transporter activity; ATP hydrolysis activity; ATP binding.